Molecule: messenger RNA, 16371 nt
Organism: Symbiodinium sp. CCMP2592
Lineage: Eukaryota; Dinophyceae; Suessiales; Symbiodiniaceae
Source: the annotation of a GenBank genome assembly
AUGGCUCCUUCUUCUGGAGGCCUUGAUUGUGGGUUCUACCUACACUUAUGGCGAUCUUUGAAGCGAAUGAAUUGUGCUUUGAGUGAUGGUGCUUCUUUGUCGGGCAAAGAAGUGAUUGGGAAAGAAAAGAGCUGUUUCGGCAGCUGGGGCAAAGCGUCUGGCAAUGACCGAGAUGCGCAACCGAGGGUGGCUCAGCGCCUGCAGAUGCUGAGCGCUUUCAUUGUUCGAGCACGUGAUUUUCAGCUUCUGCUGUUCCAGAAGGAUUUUGAUUUCUUGGCUCAACGUGGUGUGCCGAGAACCAUGGUGUGGAGUGCAGUUGGGCCUUGGGGGCUCCGACUAGGGGCUUCGGAGAUGGAGUGCUCUGAUGGCACGUGUGUGAGCGGCAACCCGCUUGCUGCUGCAACCUCUUGGUCCUCGGGGAUGGAUCACGGGAUUGCUGGGGAUGAAUGCCCUGCUCAGGGGCUACCUUUGGCGAGUGAGCCUUGUGCGCAUGCUUCCGACACGCAGGCAAGUGCAACUUUUGGGCUUCACAUGAUUGAGGACACUUUCUCUGAGGAGUUUCUUUACUACGUGCCGCAGGCAAGUGCAGCAUUUGGGCUUCACUUGAUUGAGGACACUUUCUCCGAGGAAUUUCUUUACUACGCGCCGCAGCAGCAGCUUCUUCCCUCAGCGGCUGGUCUGGACCUUGGUGCUGGGCUGUGUGGGACGUCGCCUUGCGCUGCUGAGAGCCCUGUGUGUGACAUUCAAGAAAUCAACAAGACCCGUGAAAGGGCAAAGAGCCUUAGAGGCCUAGCCAGUGAUGAUUGUGUGUGUCAAGAAAUCAACAAGACCCGCGAAAGGGCAAAGAGCCUGAGAGGCCUAACUAGUGCCGAUUGUGAUGGUGAGUGCGAGCCUGACCGUAGGACGAAGAGCCUUUAUGGCCGUGUUCUUAGUAUUCUGUGGGAGCUCAGCACUAUCAAGACCCGCGAAAGGGCUAAGAGUGAGACUGAUACCGGGCCUCUGGUGCCUGCUACUAGUUCUAGUGGUAGACAUGGCUCCCCGGAGCCCCCCUGUUCUCCCUCCUCGCAGUGCUGCUGCCAUGGCCAGUUCUUCAUCGCGCAGGGCAAGGACACUGGGGCCGACGAUGCUUCUUCCUGGGGCUGCUGCCCGACCGUGCUGAGUGUGGUGGUGAUUGCCUUCAACAGGGUUUCCCUUCGCCCCUUCGGUUUAGACACCCUCCUGUAUGCUCUGGUGCAAUGCACAACUGCGAUUGUGGACUGCGGCCUGCUGAUGGGCAGCCUCUUCCGAGGCAGGGUGGUGACGGGCAAGUGCAAGGGAUCUCGGGUCAGGUUUGGAGGCGGCAACCCGUUUGAGGGCAUGAUGGCCAGCAUCACGGAACAGCUUAUGCCCAUGAUCACUGCGCUCAUUCAGAAAGCUGUGCAGGAAGCCAUUGCAAAUGCAAUGGGAGGUGCCCCGGCAACCCCUCCCCGUGUUGUGCUGCAGGAACCGGACCUGGGCAAAGCAGCUGGUGGCAGAGGUGGUCAGCCUGGUGCUGCAAAGGGCUCGGCCAAGGGUGCUGCUAAAGGCAGUGCAGAGGCGUCCCCACCCAAGUCUGGACCUAAGGGCAAAGGGCAGGGCGACCGGCCUCCUCGUGAUGCUGAGGGCUGGACCAAGGUUCAGCGUGCUCCCCCGCAGGGCCCCUUCCAGCUCCGAAGGCAGGAUUGGAGCGCGCAGUUGUUGUCGCAGGAUGGCAUUGCCAAAGCAUUGGACGAACUUAAACCGGGUUCUACUCUGGAAGCUGUCAUUCUUGUUGAGCCCUCGGCGCUGCCGAGAAUUCGCACCAUGCUUGCAGGCACCAGCAAAUCCCAUAAAAUCACCCUUGUUACCUUGGACGCGAAUGGUCCUCACAAGGUCCCGGGAAGUGUGGGUGAUCUCCUACGUUUUCGACGAGCCUCGAUUGCACAUUGCAAAUCUGACCCUGCUGAUGGUGGUGUCCCUUGCUUUGCGGGGCACAAGGCCAAGGCCAUUAAAGUUGUUCCUGCGUCCACUUCGGUCGUCUACUUUAAGGUGCCUGAGAUGUACAUGACGCCUGAUAAAUUCAAGCAUUGGAAGAACAACCCGAGUCGUGCUGCUUCUUCUUGGGCAAGCUCUCACCAAAUCACUUUGAGUGACACGUGGGGUUGGGUCGAGGAGCAGCAGGCUGGCAAGCAAGGACUGCAGUUGUUUGGCAUUGCUCGCCUCCUGGACUCCGAGUUGUCUUCUCUCGUUGCUGUCAGUGGCCGGGAUGGAGUUUUUGUUGAUGUGCCGCGCGGCAAGCUUGUCUCCACUGUGCAGUGGCUUGCUGUUACCAAGGGGGAAGCUCCGACUGCGUACCUUGAACGCGGCCUCCGCAUGAGUGCUCCUUAUGGCCUUGCCACCCAGGGCGGACGCAUUGGCGCCAGAUCGCCUAGGGAUCCCUCACAGGCUGUCCCGCGUGUUUGGAAUUUCCCUCAUGUGCCGGCUAGCUGGGGACAGAAGGAAGUGCUGCAGGUGCUGGACCAAUCCUUCAAGGAUGUGGCUUUGAUUCAGCAUAAGCGCACUGGCGCUGAGUACUUGUAUCGCUUCAGAGCUACGCUUAAACACGGCGAUCUUGAUCUGGUUCCUUUGAGUGCUAUCGUCGAGAGCGAGCCGGGGAAGGACAAUGAAAUCACGCUGUGGGCUACGGUCCCCGCUGAACUGGAUGAUGACGGUAAGGAGGUGUCCCCUGCCAAACAUGUUGCUCUCGGACGUUUAUUUGAUUGCCACAUCCUUGUGAUCCCACGCGAUGGGAAUUUUAGUGCGAUGUCGUUUCAUGCGCAGCAGCGCAAAAGGAGGCUGGUGUUAUGGUACACGCCUCGGCACAUCGAGCUUCUUUUGCCAGCUAAGGAUGCUAAAGACUACCCAGAGGAGGUUUUCUCCGUUACGAGUGGUGCUGUCGUUGACCUGAGGGCUGGAGGGGAUGAUGUUUCCCAGUGCUCUGGUACUGUUUGGACUGCUUGCGCCCGAUCAAACCGAUCCAAGGCCAGCCGAUCAUCCUCUGUGAAGGCGGGCACUGUGUGGACUGUCACCAACGCGUCGAGCAGAAAGACCGCUUCUUCUCUUAAGCGCGCUCGCGGUGCUGCUGCGACGGUCUGGUCCCGAGCCGUCUCCUCUGGUGCUUCCGUGCAUUCUCAAAUGCCUGCCUUGCCGGAGUGCGACGAUGAUGAUGCCCCGCAACCUGAGCGGUUGCAUCAUGCCAGCCGGGCCCUGCCUCAAUCUGCCCUUGUAAUGGCCCGUCGUAAUCGCGGCCGAGCCUUCCCUGAUGGAGUUGCUAAAUGCAGGCUUUGUCCCUUUCGCCGCAAGUGUGCUGAUCCUGUGAAGGCCUAUGCGGCCUAUCAGCGGCACUUCUUGGAUUCGCAUCCGGGGGAGAAGCUUGGGCUCGCUCCUGCCCGCAAGGCUUCCUGUGUUCGUGACCUCGCUGAUGGCGAGGGGGCGUACUGGAGAUGCAAACGGUGCCAGGCAGGCAUCUCUACUGCUGAUGCGGCCCGCUUUGGCAAGGACUCUCUGUGCCGCUUUCGCCGGGAGCAUAAAACACAGGCCCACCCGCGCGUCUCUUGGGCUGUGUGGAACAAGGAAGCGAAAUCACACUCGGCCACCAAAUGGGCCUCAAAGAUCAGUGUCACUCGCAACAAUGCCCAGAAGGCUAAGCUCCUGCCGGUGCUGCGCGAGCUGGAGGCUCAGGACUUUGCUGCCUUCGGGUGGCCGCGCCAGGCUGGGAAGGACACCAAUACUGUUGAUAAGUAUCCCUUGCGCAUAUGCCCGGCUUGGGUGUGCCGCAAAUGCCGAGCGCCGUGCCCCUCUGCAGAGAUCGCUAGGAAACAUCGGUCGGUCAAGGGACAGUGCCCUUCUCGCACUGCUAAGGCGAGGGCGUGGAUUCGGUUGCGCUCCCUUGCUGCCAAUAAGAAGCUUCAUGAUGCUGCUCCUGCCUCUGUUCGCAAAGAGCAAGGCGAGCUCGCCUUCGCUGCUGCUGAAAAGGUCAAUGUUCCUGAAACGGCUGGCAUCGGCUAUCGCAACCAGUGGAAAGCGCAUGGCCGGCAUGUUGCUCUGAGUGCUCCUGAGGAUCUCGGCAGCCGGGUUGCUUUGGUCAGCGAUUUUCCUUUUCGGCAUGUCCAGCUGUGUAAGGGUCCUGCUUCCACCAGGCACGUGGCGGGACUCUUCAAUUUGCGAUCCCUCCCUGAGGAUGAUUCUUCGCUCCCUGCGAGCUCCCGGAGUGCCACUGAUGAAACCAUCCUGGUGGUGGCCUUUUAUGGCCAGGCAGGCAACGAGCCAGUCGCCCAGACACAGGUGGAUGAGGUUUUGGAGUGUGCGGUUUCCUCGGGUUAUAGGUUUGUGGUUUUGGGCGACUACAAUCUCGAGCCUUCCCAAGGCCGCUUAGGAUCGCUAAUUUCGCAAGGCAUCGUGCUUGCUGGUGAUGAAUGUGCGCGUGGCCGGCCCCUUCCUGCCACGGGCCCGGUCAAUGCCCAAGGAGUGCGCUCUCGUCGCAUUGAUUUUGCUGUUAAUCAUCGUGACUUGCCUGCGGUUUCUGUGGAUCACUUUACGUGCGAUUUUUCGGACCACUUGGGGGUACACUACUCGUAUACCCUUGAUGCUCCUUGCCCCUUGGUUGGGCCUAAGCGAUGUAAGCCUCGUGAUGAUCUCCAGUCUUCUGACUUGGAGUCCAGAUGUGCUCAAAUUGAUGCUGGCCCUUUUGCGAGCGCCUUGGAACAGAAUGAUUUGGACGGGGCUUGGCGCUUCUUGUCGAACACCGCCGAGCUUUUGCUGUGUGAGCCGUGCUCUGCAGAGUGCGUUCCUCGCGCGUCUUCCUGGGAGCCUGUCGCCCACAGUGCGGCGGGACGGGCUGGCAAGCAGCUUGUGAAGUCGGAGGGCCUGCGCCUUUUGCUGCGACUCCGUGCGAGGCUUCAGGUUCUUUCCCACCGGACGAACGAUGCUUUGCUGGUGGCGCGAAUCAGGCGCUCACUCCGGUCCACGCGCUUGAAGGUGCCCAGCCUGCCUUAUGCCUGUGAUGGCGAUGAGCUCUCUCUUCUCCCACAUGUUGCACAGCUCGUUGAGACUUUCAUGCAGCAGGAGGAGGAGGCAAGAAAGCAGAUGUGGCGCACCAGGACGCGUGCUGACCUGCCUCGUGCCCGGUCUUUUGUGAAGCGGCGCGCUGAUGAGCAGCUUGCUUGGGAGCGUCAGCUUCCGGAUGUUGCCAGUCCGGGCGACCCUGCACAUCCGGCGGUCGCGGUUGCAGCUGUGGCAAAGGACCUGCGGGCGAAGCUCUGUCCCGCGUCCUUUAGGGCGGUUGACAUGCAGGCCAUGCGUGAUCUGUUGCGGCCCCUGCCGCGCCCCGCAAGCUCGGAGGUCGUGCCUAACAUCACGCCAGAGGCUCUCCGACGCUCCAUGCAGUCCAUGAGGCACCGUGCUGCCGGGCCGGAUGCGUGGAAACCUGGACUGCUAUGUUCCAUGCCUGAUCUUUGGUGGGUGUGGACCUCCCAGCUGUGGAAUCGGUGCCUUGCUUGUUGUGACGUCACCGCCCAGUGGGCACAGGCACGUGUGGUGAUGAUUAAGAAAAUCAAGGGGGGCUUCAGGCCGUUAACCAUCUCUCAAGCUGUCUGGCGUGCGGGAGCUAGGAUUUUGAAUGCCCAACUCUCCGACUGGAUAGGUUCUUGGAGCUCUCCGUCGGAUGCCGGUGGCAUCCCGGGCACGUCGGUGUCGGGUGCCCUGCUUCAGCUGAAUGUCCUCCUUUCUCAUUUGAAAGCGCCGCCUUUUCUUUGGCCGCUGCUGAAGGCCUUUUACACGCGAGCUUCGCGCAUCGUCCAACUUGAUGGUGCAUACAGUGAUGCCUGGUUUAAGCCCCGCUUGGGUAUAGCUCAGGGUUGUCCCUUAAGUCCCACCCUUGCUGCCGCAUUUAGCCACCUUUGGACCUUGGCUGUGUUGAGGCAAGGGGUUUCAGGCCUGGUCUACCUGGACGACCGGUCCUUCUGGACUUCCUCUGCGGAUCUUGGCGACCUGGAGCAUGCGAUUCGGCGCUCCGACCGAUUCGAUGCCACUUGUGGUCUUGAAAUUUCCCUGCCAAAGUGUGCGAUCGUGGCGCCGGAGGGUCAUGUCGAGGCCUCUGCUCUGGCUGCCCGAUUCAACUAUCAGUUUUCGCAAACCCUUGAAGUCUUAGGUGUCACUGUUUCCUUUAAUGAUGAAUGGGGCUUGCUGAAAUUUUCCUUGAGAAAAGCUUUGCUGCGUAUGGACCUUUUGCGCUGGGUGACCGCUUGCAGUCGACUGCGGGCCCUCAUGCUGAAAUCACUUGUUUACCCGUGCUUGGUGUGGGCCGCUGCCUAUGCCACGCCACUGGCAGGCGAGAUGAAGCAAGUUAGAGAUGCUGCGAUUCGUGUUUUUGACUGUCAAUUUUCCUUUGAAGCCCCGCGUGUCCUGAUCUUCGAACAUGUGGGGUGGAUGCUGGAGCCACAGUGCGCUGCUGACUCUGCUGUGCUCCGCGAGGCCUGGCGCCUCCUCUGCAAGCCUCCGGCCUUUGCUCUGGAGCAGCCGCGUGAUGCCCGGGGUCAGCGCUGGGAUCAGCUGUUGCCUGCUGCGCCUGGCCUCCUUCGCAAAUUGGGGUGGAGCGUUGUUGAACGCCCUGAUGGCUUCUUUUUCGCCUGCCGUGAUGACUUAGGGAUCUCUCGUGAGGUGCAGGUCGGAUGGGAGAGCUUUGCUGAGGUUAAGGGCUGGCUGUUUGACCAUUACCGGCACCUUUACAUGCAGAGAUGCCAGCGCGUCUGGCGGAGCUUUCAUAGGCCGGACCCGAGCCUUGCACGCGGCCUGGAUCUGGCACCUCCGUCGCGGGAUGCGCGCUUCAGCUUUCGUGGGCACCGCGUUGCCAUGCAUGAGGCGACCACUCCUUAUAUGAGACGGGCUGCUGCUGUCACGGGAGGCUCGUGCUGGUUCUUUACGGCCGGGCAGGGCUUGAAUGAGCAGCAUAGGCGCAUGCAGUGCCUCUGCGGAGCGACUGCUCCGUCGCGACCGCAUGUGACCUGGGUUUGCGAGUGCACCGAGGCGCUCCGGCGGGAUCACCCCCCUCCGACGAAUCGGGCGGAGGAGCGCAUGUUUGCCAAGUCGACUCCCUUGAAUCUGAAACCUCCGGCGCCUGCCGCCUCUGACUGUGGGGCCUUUCGGGCGGACUUGGAUGCUGCUUUCCGUGCUGCCCUCGGCUCUGGCAGGAGCAGGAUUUAUGCGGCUACUGAUGGCUCCAGCCAUCGAUCUGUCGGUGCUUAUGCGGUGGUGAUCGGCGAUCCGUCUUGUGUCUAUGCCAUGGGCACUGGGGCAGAGGAUCAAUCCCCGUAUCGGCAGGAAGUUCUGGCCCUCCACGCGGCCUUUGCUUCGGUCCACCGGGUGUGGAGUGAGGGCUGCGAGACGUGCAUUUUCAUCUUGACCGACUGCAAAGCUGCCCUGACGGCCAUCUCGGGCCAUGGUGAUGAUCCCUUUAAGUUGGGCCUCUUGCUGAGGGACGCGCGCCGUCUCUGGAAGGAACUGGUGAGGCGCGGCUGUGCUAUCUCCUUGAUCUGGGUGCCGUCACACAAUAAGCACCCCCGCUGGCGGCCUUCGCCGGAUCACGAUGCGGAUGUGCUCCGCGCCUUUAACCAUGCUGCAGAUCAGGCGGCGGGCAAUUGCAUGCAAAACAGGCUCUUGGGCUCUCUCCGGGAGCGAUGGCAUCAACAGUGUGAGCAGGCUCGGGAUUGGGAGCUGGCUACCAUCAGACUUGCGGCAGCUGCUGCCGAGAAGCUGGACAAACAUGUGAAAAGUGUUCCCCUUGAUGAUGCUGAGCCCGCAGGGGCUGGGUACAUGUCAGACGGACUGCGGCUUCCUGACUUCCCUCCCAUUCAAUGUGUGGCGAAGGCUCUCAAUGACCUCGGACAGCAGCUGAGCGGUCUUCUCGAAGUCGCUCAGCCCCCAGACCACCGGGCUGACACUUCCCACACGUGCCUUCGGGCCAUGGCUCCUUCUUCUGGAGGCCUUGAUUGUGGGUUCUACCUACACCUAUGGCGAUCUUUGAAGCGAAUGAAUUGUGCUUUGAGUGAUGGUGCUUCUUUGUCGGGAAAAGAAGUGAUUGGGAAAGAAAAGAGCUGUUUCGGCAGCUGGGGCAAAGCGUCUGGCAAUGACCGAGAUGCGCAACCGAGGGUGGCUCAGCGCCUGCAGAUGCUGAGCGCUUUCAUUGUUCGAGCACGUGAUUUUCAGCUUCAGCUGUUCCAGAAGGAUUUUGAUUUCUUGGCUCAACGUGGUGUGCCGAGAACCAUGGUGUGGAGUGCAGUUGGGCCUUGGGGGCUCCGACUAGGGGCUUCGGAGAUGGAGUGCUCUGAUGGCACGUGUGUGAGCGGCAACCCGCUUGCUGCUGCAACCUCUUGGUCCUCGGGGAUGGAUCACGGGAUUGCUGGGGAUGAAUGCCCUGCUCAGGGGCUACCUUUGGCGAGUGAGCCUUGUGCGCAUGCUUCCGACACGCAGGCAAGUGCAACUUUUGGGCUUCACAUGAUUGAGGACACUUUCUCUGAGGAGUUUCUUUACUACGUGCCGCAGGCAAGUGCAGCAUUUGGGCUUCACUUGAUUGAGGACACUUUCUCCGAGGAAUUUCUUUACUACGCGCCGCAGCUGCAGCUUCUUCCCUCAGCGGCUGGUCUGGACCUUGGUGCUGGGCUGUGUGGGACGUCGUCUUGCGCUGCUGAGAGCCCUGUGUGUGACUUUCAAGAAAUCAACAAGACCCGUGAAAGGGCAAAGACGAAGAGCCUUUAUGGCCGUGUUCUUAGUGUUCUGUGGGAGCUCAGCACUAUCAAGACCCGCGAAAGGGCAAAGAGUGAGACUGAUAUCGGGCCUCUGUGCUGCUGCCAUGGCCUGGGCUCGCUGGCGGCUGGCGACGGUGGCGGCCAGUUCUUCAUCGCGCAGGGCAAGGACACUGGAGUGGUUGCCGAUGUGCCUGCGACGCGCCUGGCGGGACUGCUGCAAACUCAGAGUGAUCUUGACGGUGCGCAACUGCAGGGGGGUCAGUGGGUCAAGGUAGGCCGAAAGGUAUGUCCUGGCGUGAUGCACAACUGCGAUUGUGGACUGCGGCCUGCUGACGGGCAGCCUCAUCUGAGGCAGGGUGAUGACGGGCAAGUGCAAGGGAACUUGGGUCAGGAUCUGGACUCUGCUGUUAUCUUGCGCUCCUGCUUGUCUGAGGGCUGCUCGGGUCCCACUGGCCUCAGGUUUGGAGGCGGAAACCCGUUUGAAGGCAUGAUGGCUAGUAUCACGGAACAGCUUAUGCCCAUGAUCACCGCGCUCAUUCAGAAAGCUGUGCAGGAAGCCAUUGCAAAUGCAAUGGGAGGUGCCCCGGCAACCCCUCCCCGUGUUGUGCUGCAGGAGCCGACCCUGGAGCGAGGGCCUAAACGCCAUAACCCUGACCCUAACCCCAGCAACAAGCGAAAAAAUCAUGAGUCGAGCCGCCAUCCUUCCUCUCGUGAGCUGGGCGAGGGCAAAGCAUCUGGUGGCAGAGGUGGUCAGCCUGCUGCUGCAAAGGGCUCGGCCAAAGGUGUUGCUAAAGGCAGUGCAGAGGCGUCCCCACCCAAGCCUGGACCUAAAGGCAAAGGGCAGGGCGAUCGGCCUCCUCGUGAUGCUGAGGGCUGGACCAAGGUUCAACGUGCUCCCCCGCAGGGCCCCUUCCAGCUCCGAAGGCAGGAUUGGAGCGCGCAGUUGUUGUCGCAGGAUGGCAUCGCCAAAGCAUUGGACGAUCUUAAACCGGGUUCUACACUGGAAGCUGUCAUUCUUGUCGAGCCCUCGGCGCUGCCGAGAAUUCGCACCAUGCUUGCUGGCACCAGCAAAUCCCAUAAAAUCACCCUUGUAACCUUGGACGCGAACGGUCCUCACAAGGUCCCGGGAAGUGUGGGUGAUCUCCUGCGUUUUCGGCGAGCCUCGAUUGUGCAUUGCAAAUCCGACCCUUCUGAUGGUGGUGUCCCUUGCUUUGCGGGGCACAAGGCCAAGGCCAUUAAAGUUGUUCCUGCGUCCACUUCGGUCGUCUACUUUAAGGUGCCUGAGAUGUACAUGACGCCGGAUAAAUUCAAGCAUUGGAAGAACAACCCGAGUCGUGCUGCCUCUUCUUGGGCCAGUUCUCACCAAAUCACUUUGAGUGACACGUGGGGUUGGGUCGAGGAGCAGCAGGCUGGCAAGCAAGGUUUGCAGCUGUUUGGCAUUGCUCGCCUCCUGGAUGCCGAGCUGUCUUCUCUCGUUGCUGUCAGUGGCCGGGAUGGAGUUUUUGUUGAUGUGCCGCGCGGCAAGCUUGUCUCCACUGUGCAGUGGCUUGCUGUUACCAAGGGGGAAGCUCCGACUGCGUACCUUGAACGCGGCCUCCGCAUGAGUGCUCCUUAUGGUCUUGCCACCCAGGGCGGACGCCUUGGCGCCAGAUCGCCUAGGGAUCCCUCACAGGCUGUCCCGCGUGUUUGGAAUUUCCCUCAUGUGCCGGCUACCUGGGGACAGAAGGAAGUGCUGCAGGUGCUGGACCAAUCCUUCAAGGAUGUGGCUUUGAUUCAGCAUAAGCGCACUGGCGCCGAGUACUUGUAUCGCUUCAGAGCUACGCUCAAACACGGUGAUCUUGAUCUGGUUCCUUUGAGUGCUAUCGUCGAGAGCGAGCCGGGGAAGGACAAUGAAAUCACGCUGUGGGCUACGGUUGCACCCUAUAAGCCUAAGCAAGCUAAGCAGCGACCUCUGCGAUGUGCGCCGACUCCCUGCCUUGCCAAGGAGAAGCCUGCACUGGAGCCCAAACCUGUUAAACUUGAGGUCCCUGCUGAGCUGGAUGAUGAAGGUAAGGAGGUGUCCCCUGCCAAACAUGUUGCGGCUUCGCAUCGGCAAAUCCCCUCGGGGUGUGAUCUCAUUGAGACUCCGAAAGACGGAGCCUGUUUGUUUCACGCCAUAGCGCGUGGCCUCCACUGGCUUUCGGGCCCUAAGAAGACUGAGUACUCCCACAGGGACUUGAGGGCACGCUGUGUAGAGCACUUACGAAAAUAUGCUUCGCAAUAUAUAGGGGAAUGGGACGGCCACGGGCCGGCUCUACAAAAAUUGCGCGAAAAUGCCGCAUCUCCGGAGGACGCCUUUGAGGAAUACCUCAAGUUAAUUGCUUCGGAAUCUGCAUACGCCUCUACCAUCGAGCUGAAGGCUCUCGGACGUUUAUUUGAUUGCCACAUCCUUGUGAUCCCACGCGAUGGGAAUUUUAGUGCGAUGUCGUUUCAUGCGCAGCAGCGCAAAAGGAGGCUGGUGUUAUGGUACACGCCUCGGCACAUCGAGCUUCUUUUGCCAGCUAAGGCUAAGGAUGCUAAAGACUACCCAGAGGAGGUUUUCUCCGUUACGAGUGGUGCUGUCGUUGACCUGAGGGCUGGAGGGGAUGACGCUUCCCAGUGCUCUGGUACUGUUUGGACUGCUUGCGCCCGAUCAAACCGAUCCAAGGCCAGCCGAUCAUCCUCUGUGAAGGCGGGCACUGUGUGGACUGUCACCAACGCGUCGAGCAGAAAGGCCGCUUCUUCUCUUAAGCGCGCUCGCGGUGCUGCUGCGACGGUCUGGUCCCGAGCCGUCUCCUCUGGUGCUUCCGUGCAUUCUCAAAUGCCUGCCUUGCCGGAGUGCGAUGAUGAUGAUGCCCCGCAACCUGAGCGGUUGCAUCAUGCCAGCCGGGCCCUGCCUCAAUCUGCCCUUGUGAUGGCCCGUCGUAAUCGCGGCCGAGCCUUCCCUGAUGGAGUUGCUAAAUGCAGGCUUUGUCCCUUUCGCCGCAAGUGUGCUGAUCCUGUGAAGGCCUAUGCGGCCUAUCAGCGGCACUUCUUGGAUUCGCAUCCGGGGGAGAAGCUUGGGCUCGCUCCUGCCCGCAAGGCUUCCUGUGUUCGUGACCUCGCUGAUGGCGAGGGGGCGUACUGGAGAUGCAAACGGUGCCAGGCAGGCAUCUCUACUGCUGAUGCGGCCCUUUUUGGCAAGGACUCUCUGUGCCGCUUUCGCCGGGAGCAUAAAACACAGGCCCACCCGCGCGUCUCUUGGGCUGUGUGGAACAAGGAAGCGAAAUCACACUCGGCCACCAAAUGGGCCUCAAAGAUCAGUGUCACUCGCAACAAUGCCCAGAAGGCUAAGCUCCUGCCGGUGCUGCGCGAGCUGGAGGCUCAGGACUUUGAUGCCUUCGGGUGGCCGCGCCAGGCUGGGAAGGACACCAAUACUGUUGAUAAGUAUCCCUUACGCAUAUGCCCGGCUUGGGUGUGCCGCAAAUGCCGAGCGCCGUGCCCCUCUGCAGAGAUCGCUAGGAAACAUCGGUCGGUCAAGGGACAGUGCCCUUCUCGCACUGCUAAGGCGAGGGCGUGGAUUCGGUUGCGCUCCCUUGCUGCCAAUAAGAAGCUUCAUGAUGCUGCUCCUGCCUCUGUUCGCAAAGAGCAAGGUGAGCUCGCCUUCGCUGCUGCUGAAAAGGUCAAUGUUCCUGAAACGGCUGGCAUCGGCUAUCGCAACCAGUGGAAAGCGCAUGGCCGGCAUGUUGCUCUGAGUGCUCCUGAGGAUCUCGGCAGCCGGGUUGCUUUGGUCAGCGAUUUUCCUUUUCGGCAUGUCCAGCUGUGUAAGGGUCCUGCUUCCACCAGGCACGUGGCGGGACUCUUCAAUGUGCGAUCCCUCCCUGAGGAUGAUUCUUCGCUCCCUGCGAGCUCCCGGAGUGCCACUGAUGAAACCAUCCUGGUGGUGGCCUUUUAUGGCCAGGCCGGCAACGAGCCAGUUGCCCAGACACAAGUGGAUGAGGUUUUGGAGUGUGCGGUUGCCUCGGGUUAUAGGUUUGUGGUUUUGGGCGACUACAACCUUGAGCCUUCCCAAGGCCGCUUAGGAUCGCUAAUUUCGCAAGGCACCGUGCUUGCUGGUGAUGAAUGUGCGCGUGGCCGGCCCCUUCCUGCCACGGGCCCGGUCAAUGCCCAAGGAGUGCGCUCUCGUCGCAUUGAUUUUGCUGUUAAUCAUCGUGACUUGCCUGCGGUUUCUGUGGAUCACUUUACGUGCGAUUUUUCGGACCACUUGGGGGUACACUACUCGUAUGCCCUUGAUGCUCCUUGUCCCUUGGUUGGGCCCAAGCGAUGUAAGCCUCGUGAUGAUCUCCAGUCUUCUGACUUGGAGUCCAGAUGUGCUCAAAUUGAUGCUGGACCCUUUGCGAGCGCCUUGGAACAGAAUGAUUUGGACGGGGCUUGGCGCUUCUUGUCGGACACCGCCGAGCUUCUGCUGUGUGAGCCGUGCUCUGCAGAGUGCGUUCCUCGCGCGUCUUCCUGGGAGCCUGUCGCCCACAGUGCGGCGGGACGGGCUGGCAAGCAGCUUGUGAAGUCGGAGGGCCUGCGCCUUUUGCUGCGACUCCGUGCGAGGCUUCAGGUUCUUUCCCACCGGACGAACGAUGCUUUGCUGGUGGCGCGAAUCAGGCGCUCACUCCGGUCCACGCGCUUGAAGGUGCCCAGCCUGCCUUUUGCCCGUGAUGGCGAUGAGCUCUCUCUUCUCCCACAUGUUGCACAGCUCGUUGAGACUUUCAUGCAGCAGGAGGAGGAGGCAAGAAAGCAGAUGUGGCGCACCAGGACGCGUGCUGACCUGCCUCGUGCCCGGUCUUUUGUGAAGCGGCGCGCUGAUGAGCAGCUUGCUUGGGAGCGUCAGCUUCCGGAUGUUGCCAGUCCGGGCGACCCUGCACAUCCGGCGGUCGCGGUUGCAGCUGUGGCAAAGGACCUGCGGGCGAAGCUCUGUCCCGCGUCCUUUAGGGCGGUUGACAUGCAGGCCAUGCGUGAUCUGUUGCGGCCCCUGCCGCGCCCCGCAAGCUCGGAGGUCGUGCCUAACAUCACGCCAGAGGCUCUCCGACGCUCCAUGCAGUCCAUGAGGCACCGUGCUGCCGGGCCGGAUGCGUGGAAACCUGGACUGCUAUGUUCCAUGCCUGAUCUUUGGUGGGUGUGGACCUCCCAGCUGUGGAAUCGGUGCCUUGCUUGUUGUGACGUCCCCGCCCAGUGGGCACAGGCACGUGUGGUGAUGAUUAAGAAAAUCAAGGGGGGCUUCAGGCCGUUAACCAUCUCUCAAGCUGUCUGGCGUGCGGGAGCAAGGAUUUUGAAUACCCAACUCUCCGACUGGAUAGGUUCUUGGAGCUCUCCGUCGGAUGCCGGUGGCAUCCCGGGCACGUCGGUGUCGGGUGCCCUGCUUCAGCUGAAUGCUGCAAUGCGCGGUGGCGCUAACGUUGCGGUUCAACAGGACAUUGCGGGGUUCUUUGAUGCCAUCCAGUUUGAAGCCCUAGAGGUCCUCCUUUCUCAUUUGAAAGCGCCGCCUUUCCUUUGGCCGCUGCUGAAGGCCUUUUACACGCGAGCUUCGCGCAUCGUCCAACUUGACGGUGCAUACAGUGAUGCCUGGUUUAAGCCCCGCUUGGGUAUAGCUCAGGGUUGUCCCUUAAGUCCCACCCUUGCUGCCGCAUUUAGCCACCUUUGGACCUCGGCUGUGUUGAGGCAAGGGGUUUCAGGCCUGGUCUACCUGGACGACCGGUCCUUCUGGACUUUCUCUGCGGAUCUUGGCGACCUGGAGCAUGCGAUUCGGCGCUCCGACCGAUUCGAUGCCACUUGUGGUCUUGAAAUUUCCCUGCCAAAGUGUGCGAUCGUGGCGCCGGAGGGUCAUGUCGAGGCCUCUGCUCUGGCUGCCCGAUUCAACUAUCAGUUUUCGCAAACCCUUGAAGUCUUAGGUGUCACUGUUUCCUUUAAUGAUGAAUGGGGCUUGCUGAAAUUUUCCUUGAGAAAAGCUUUGCUGCGCAUGGACCUUUUGCGCUGGGUGACCGCUUGCAGUCGACUGCGGGCCCUCAUGCUGAAAUCACUUGUUUACCCGUGCUUGGUGUGGGCCGCUGCCUAUGCCACGCCACUGGCAGGCGAGAUGAAGCAAGUUAGAGAUGCUGCGAUUCGUGUUUUUGACUGUCAAUUUUCCUUUGAAGCCCCGCGUGUCCUGAUCUUCGAACAUGUGGGGUGGAUGCUGGAGCCACAGUGCGCUGCUGACUCUGCCGUGAUCCGCGAGGCUUGGCGCCUCCUCUGCAAGCCUCCGGCCUUUGCUCUGGAUCAGCCGCGUGAUGCCCGGGGCCAGCGCUGGGAUCAGCUGUUGCCUGCUGCGCCUGGCCUCCUUCGCAAAUUGGGGUGGAGCGUUGUUGAACGCCCUGAUGGCUUCUUUUUCGCCUGCCGUGAUGACUUAGGGAUCUCUCGUGAGGUGCAGGUCGGAUGGGAGAGCUUUGCUGAGGUUAAGGGCUGGCUGUUUGACCAUUACCGGCACCUUUACAUGCAGAGAUGCCAGCGCGUCUGGCGGAGCUAUCAUAGGCCGGACCCGAGCCUUGCACGCGGCCUGGAUCUGGCACCUCCGUCGCGGGAUGCGCGCUUCAGCUUUCGUGGGCACCGCGUUGCCAUGCAUGAGGCGACCACUCCUUAUAUGAGACGGGCUGCUGCUGUCACGGGAGGCUCGUGCUGGUUCUUUACGGCCGGGCAGGGCUUGAACGAGCAGCAUAGGCGCAUGCAGUGCCUCUGCGGAGCGACUGCUCCGUCGCGACCGCAUGUGACCUGGGUUUGCGAGUGCACCGAGGCGCUCCGGCGGGAUCACCCCCCUCCGACGAAUCGGGCGGAGGAGCGCAUGUUUGCCAAGUCGACUCCCUUGAAACCUCCGGCGCCUGCCGCCUCUGACUGUGGGGCUUUUCGGGCGGACCUGGAUGCUGCUUUCCGUGUUGCCCUCGGCUCUGGCAGGAGCAGGGUUUAUGCGGCUACUGAUGGCUCCAGCCAUCGAUUUGUCGGUGCUUAUGCGGUGGUGAUUGGCGAUCCGUCUUGUGCUUAUGCCAUGGGCACUGGGGCAGAGGAUCAAUCCCCGUAUCGGCAGGAAGUUCUGGCCCUCCACGCGGCCUUUGCUUCGGUCCACCGGGUGUGGAGUGAGGGCUGUGAGACGUGCAUCUUCAUCUUGACCGACUGCAAAGCUGCCCUGACGGCCAUCUCGGGCCAUGGUGAUGAUCCCUUUAAGUUGGGUCUCUUGCUGAGGGACGCGCGCCGUCUCUGGAAGGAACUGCUGAGGCGCGGCUGUGCUAUCUCCUUGAUUUGGGUGCCGUCGCAUAAUAAGCACCCCCGCUGGCGGCCUUCGUCGGAUCACGAUGCGGAUGUGCUCCGCGCCUUUAACCAUGCUGCAGAUCAGGCGGCGGGCAAUUGCAUGCAAAACAGGCUCUCGGGCUCUCUCAGGGAGCGAUGGCAUCAGCAGUGUGAGCAGGCUCGGGACUGGGAGCUGGCUACCAUCAGACUUGCGGCUGCUGCUGCCGAGAAGCUGGACACACAUGUGAAAAGUGUUCCCCUUGAUGAUGCUGAGCCCGCAGGGGCUGGGCCUUGA